This is a messenger RNA of Cervus elaphus (red deer), 13958 nucleotides long. RefSeq lists its product as uncharacterized. Gene Ontology annotation, cellular component: membrane. NCBI's taxonomy places the organism in Eukaryota, Metazoa, Chordata, Mammalia, Artiodactyla, Cervidae. The transcript is spliced from 60 exons. The record is from RefSeq and is a predicted model, not a curated record. Bases 1 to 13884 code for a protein of 4627 amino acids.
AUGGCUAUGAGCCGACACCUCUCCCUCCAGAGACUCUGUGUCCUCCUCCUCGGCACCGUGGUGGGUGGUCAAGAUCUGGAGCUGAGGCUGAAGGAUGGAACCCACCGCUGUGAGGGGAGAGUGGAAGUGAAGCACCAUGGAGAGUGGGGCACAGUGGAUGAUGACUACUGGAGGGUGAACGAUGCAUCUGUAGUGUGCAGACAGCUGGGGUGUGGAGCUGCCAUUGGUUUUCCUGGAAGGGCUUAUUUUGGGCCAGGACUUGGCCCCAUUUGGCUUUUGCAUACUUCAUGUGAAGGGACAGAGUCAACUGUCAGUGACUGUAGGCAUUCUGAUAUUAAAGACUAUCGUAAUAAUAGCUAUUCCCAUGACCGGGAUGCUGGAGUAGUCUGCUCAGGAUUUACACGUCUGGCUGGAGGGGAUGGACCCUGCUCAGGGCAAGUAGAAGUGCAUUCUGGAGAAGCCUGGAUCCCAGUGUCUGAUGGGAACUUCACACUCCCCACUGCCCAGGUCAUCUGUGCAGAGCUGGGGUGUGGCAAGGCUGUGUCUGUCCUGGGACAUGUGCCCUUCAGAGAGUCAGAUGGCCGGGUCUGGGCUGAAGAGUUCAGGUGUGAGGGGGAGGAGCCUGAGCUCCGGGUCUGCCCCAGAGUGCCCUGUCCAGGGGGCACGUGUCAGCACAGUGGAGCUGCUCAGGUUGUCUGUUCAGAAGUCCGGCUCAUGACAAACAGCUCCUCUCAGUGUGAGGGGCAGGUGGAGAUGAACAUUUCUGGACGAUGGAGAGCGCUCUGUGCCUCCCAUUGGAGUCUGGCCAAUGCCAAUGUUGUCUGUCGUCAGCUCGACUGUGGAGUUGCUGUCUCCACCCCCAGAGGACCACACUUUGUGGAAGAAGGGGAUCAGAUAUCCACAGUCCGAUUUCACUGCUCGGGGGAGGAGUCCUUCCUGUGGAGUUGUCCUGUGACUGUCCUGGGUGGGCCUGACUGUUCCCAUGGCAACACAGCCUCUGUGAUCUGCUCAGGAAUCCAGACCCAGGUGCUGCCCCAGUGCAACAACAUCCUGUCUGAACCAGCAGGGUCUGCGGCCUCAAAGGAGAGCGCCCUCUACUGCUCAGACAGCAGACAGCUCCGCCUGGUGGACGGGGGCGGUCCCUGCGCCGGGAGAGUGGAGAUCUUUAACCAGGGCUCCUGGGGCACCAUCUGUGAUGAAGGCUGGGACCUGGACGAGGCCCGCGUGGUGUGCAGGCAGCUGGGCUGUGGAGACGCCCUCAAUGCCACGGGGUCUGCUCACUUCGGGGCGGGAUCAGGGCCCAUCUGGCUCGACGACCUGAACUGCACAGGAAAUGAGUCUCACGUGUGGAGGUGCCCUUCCCGAGGCUGGGGACGGCGCGACUGCAGACACAAGCAGGACGCGGGGGUCAUCUGCUCAGAGUUCCUGGCCCUCAGGAUGGUGAGUGAGGACCAGCAGUGUGCUGGGUGGCUGGAAGUUUUCUACAACGGGACCUGGGGCAGUGUCUGCCGCAACCCCAUGGAGGACAUCACUGUGUCCAUGAUCUGCAGACAGCUUGGCUGUGGGGACAGUGGAACCCUCAACUCUUCUGUUGCUCUUAGAGAAGGUUCUAGACCCCAGUGGGUGGAUGGAAUCCGGUGUCGGAGAACUGACACCUCUCUCUGGCAGUGUCCUUCUGACCCUUGGAAUUACACUUCAUGUUCUCCAGAGGAGGAAGCCUACAUCUCGUGUGCAGACAACAGACAGCUCCGCCUGGUGGACGGAGGUGGUCCCUGCGCCGGGAGAGUGGAGAUCCUUGACCAGGGCUCCUGGGGCACCAUCUGUGAUGACCGUUGGGACGUGGACGACGCCCGCGUGGUGUGCAGGCAGCUAGGCUGUGGAGAAGCCCUGGAUGCCACUGCCUCUUCUUACUUCGGGGCGGGAUCAGGGCCCAUCUGGCUGGAUGAAGUGAACUGCAGAGGAGAGGAGUCCCAAGUGUGGAGCUGCCCUUCCUGGGGAUGGCGGCAACACAACUGCGAUCAUCAAGAAGAUGCAGGAGUCAUCUGCUCAGGAUUUGUGCGUCUGGCUGGAGGGGAUGGACCCUGCUCAGGGCGAGUAGAAGUGCAUUCUGGAGAAGCCUGGAUCCCAUUGUCUGAUGGGAACUUCACACUCCCCAAUGCCCAGGUCAUCUGUGCAGAGCUGGAGUGUGGCAAGGCUGUGUCUGUCCUGGGACAUGAGCUCUUCAGAGAGUCAGAUGACCGGGUCUGGGCUGAAGAGUUCAGGUGUGAAGGGGAGGAGCCUAAGCUCUGGUUCUGCCCCAGAGUGCCCUGUCCAGGGGGCACGUGUCAGCACAGUGGAGCUGCUCAGGUUGUCUGUUCAGUGUACACAGAAGUCCGUCUCAUGAAAAAUGGCACCUCUCAGUGUGAGGGGCGGGUGGAGAUGAAUAUUUCUGGACAAUGGAGAGCUCUCUGUGCCUCCCACUGGAGUCUGGCCAAUGCCAAUGUUGUCUGUCGUCAGCUCAGCUGUGGCGUUGCCAUCUCCACCCCAAAUGGAGCAGAAGGAAGUGAUCAACUCUGGAAAGCCCGAUUUCACUGCUCAGGGACUGAGUCCUUCCUGUGGCAAUGCCCUGUGACUGCCCUGGGUAUUCCUGACUGUUCCCAUGGCAACACGGCCUCUGUGAUCUGCUCAGGAAACCACACCCAGGUGCUGCCCCAGUGCAAUGACUCCGUGUCUGAACAAGCAGGGUCUGCAGCCUCAGAGGAGAGCGCCCCCUACUGCUCAGACAGCAGACAGCUCCGCCUGGUGGACGGGGGCGGUCCCUGCGCCGGGAGAGUGGAGAUCUUUGACCAGGGCUCCUGGGGCACCAUCUGUGAUGAUGGCUGGGACGUGGAAGAUGCCCACGUGGUGUGCAGGCAGCUGGGCUGUGGAGAAGCCCUCAAUGCCACGGGGUCUGCCCACUUCGGGGUGGGAUCAGGGCCCAUCUGGAUGGACGACCUGAACUGCACUGGAAAGGAGUCCCACGUGUGGAGGUGCCCUUCCCGAGGCUGGGGGCGGCACGACUGCAGACACAAGCAGGACGUGGGGGUCAUCUGCUCAGAGUUCCUGGCCCUCAGGAUGGUGAGUGAGGACCAGCAGUGUGCUGGGUGGCUGGAAGUUUUCUACAACGGGACCUGGGGCAGUGUCUGCCGCAACCCCAUGGAGGACAUCACUGUGUCCAUGAUCUGCAGACAGCUUGGCUGUGGGGACAGUGGAACCCUCAACUCUUCUCUUGCUCUUAGAGAAGGUUCUAGACCCCGGUGGGUGGAUGGAAUCCGGUGUUGGAAAACUGACACCUCUCUCUGGCAGUGUCCUUCUGACCCUUGGAAUUACACUUCAUGUUCUCCAGAGGAGGAAGCCUACAUCUCGUGUGCAGACAGCAGACAGCUCCGCCUGGUGGACGGAGGUGGUCCCUGCGCCGGGAGAGUGGAGAUCCUUGACCAGGGCUCCUGGGGCACCAUCUGUGAUGACCGUUGGGACGUGGACGACGCCCGCGUGGUGUGCAGGCAGCUAGGCUGUGGAGAAGCCCUGGAUGUCACUGUCUCUUCUUACUUCGGGGUGGGAUCAGGGCCCAUCUGGCUGGAUGAAGUGAGCUGCAGAGGAGAGGAGUCCCAAGUGUGGAGGUGCCCUUCCUGGGGAUGGCGGCAACACAACUGCGAUCAUCAGGAAGAUGCAGGAGUCAUCUGCUCAGGAUUUGUGCGUCUAGCUGGAGGGGAUGGACCCUGCUCAGGGCGAGUAGAAGUGCGUUCUGGAGAAGCCUGGACCCCAGUGUCUGAUGGGAACUUCACACUCCCCACUGCCCAGGUCAUCUGUGCAGAGCUGGAGUGUGGCAAGGCUGUAUCUGUCCUGGGACAUGAGCUCUUCAGAGAGUCAGAUGACCGGGUCUGGGCUGAAGAGUUCAGGUGUGAAGGGGAGGAGCCUAAGCUCUGGUUCUGCCCCAGAGUGCCCUGUCCAGGGGGCACGUGUCAGCACAGUGGAGCUGCUCAGGUUGUCUGUUCAGCAUACUCAGAAGUCCGGCUCAUGACAAACGGCUCCUCUCAGUGUGAGGGGCAGGUGGAGAUGAACAUUUCUGGACGAUGGAGAGUGCUCUGUGCCUCCCACUGGAGUCUGGCCAAUGCCAAUGUCGUCUGUCGUCAGCUUGGCUGUGGAGUUGCCGUCUCCACUCCCAGAGGACCACACUUGGUGGAAGAAGGUGAUCAGAUCGCAACAGUCCGAUUUCAUUGCUCGGGGGUGGAGUCCUUCCUGUGGAGUUGUCCUGUGACUGUCCUGGGUGGGCCUGACUGUUCCCAUGGCAACACGGCCUCUGUGAUCUGUUCAGGAAACCAGACCCAGGUGCUGCCCCAGUGCAACAACUCCCUGUCUGAACCAGCAGGGUCUGCGGCCUCAGAGGAGAGCGCCCCCUACUGCUCAGACAGCAGACAGCUCCGCCUGGUGGACGGGGGCGGUCCCUGCGCCGGGAGAGUGGAGAUCUUUGACCAAGGCUCCUGGGGCACCAUCUGUGAUGAUGGCUGGGACCUGGACGAUGCCCACGUGGUGUGCAGGCAGCUGGGCUGUGGAGAAGCCCUCAAUGCCACGGGGUCUGCUGACUUCGGGGCGGGAUCAGGGCCCAUCUGGCUGGACGACCUGAACUGCACUGGAAAUGAGUCCCACGUGUGGAAGUGCCCUUCCCGAGGCUGGGGGCGGCACGACUGUAGACACAAGCAGGACGCGGGGGUCAUCUGCUCAGAGUUCCUGGCCCUCAGGAUGGUGAGUGAGGACCAGCAGUGUGCUGGGUGGCUGGAAGUUUUCUACAACGGGACCUGGGGCAGUGUCUGCCGCAACCCCAUGGAUGACAUCACUGUGUCCAUGAUCUGCAGACAGCUUGGCUGUGGGGACAGUGGAACCCUCAGCUCUUCUCUUGCUCUUAGAGAAGGUUCUAGACCCCAGUGGGUGGAUGGAAUCCGGUGUCGGAGAACUGACACCUCUCUCUGGCAGUGUCCUUCUGACCCUUGGAAUUACACUUCAUGUUCUCCAAAGGAGGAAGCCUACAUCUCGUGUGCAGACAGCAGACAGCUCCGCCUGGUGGACGGGGGCGGACCCUGUGCCGGGAGAGUGGAGAUCCUUGACCAGGGCUCCUGGGGCACCAUCUGUGAUGACCGCUGGGACCUUGACGAUGCCCGCGUGGUGUGUAGGCAGCUGAGCUGUGGAGAAGCCCUGAAUGUCACUGUCUCUUCUUACUUCGGGGUGGGAUCAGGGCCCAUCUGGCUGGAUGAAGUGAACUGCAGAGGAGAGGAGUCCCAAGUGUGGAGCUGCCCUUCCUGGGGAUGGCGGCAACACAACUGCAAUCAUCAAGAAGAUGCAGGAGUCAUCUGCUCAGGAUUUGUGCGUCUAGCUGGAGGGGAUGGACCCUGCUCAGGGCGAGUAGAAGUGCGUUCUGGAGAAGCCUGGACCCCAGUGUCUGAUGGGAACUUCACACUCCCCACUGCCCAGGUCAUCUGUGCAGAGCUGGAGUGUGGCAAGGCUGUAUCUGUCCUGGGACAUGAGCUCUUCAGAGAGUCAGAUGACCGGGUCUGGGCUGAAGAGUUCAGGUGUGAAGGGGAGGAGCCUAAGCUCUGGUCCUGCCCCAGAGUGCCCUGUCCUGGGGGCAGGUGUCAGCACAGUGGAGCUGCUCAGGUUGUCUGUUCAGUGUACACAGAAGUCCGGCUCAUGAAAAACGGCACCUCUCAGUGUGAGGGGCGGGUGGAGAUGAAUAUUUCUGGACAAUGGAGAGCUCUCUGUGCCUCCCACUGGAGUCUGGCCAAUGCCAAUGUUGUCUGUCGUCAGCUCGGCUGUGGAGUCGCCAUCUCCACCCCAAACGGAGCAGAAGGAAGUGAUCAACUCUGGAAAGCCCAAUUUCACUGCUCAGGGACUGAGUCAUUCCUGUGGCAAUGCCCUGUGACUGCCCUGGGUGGUCCUGACUGUUCCCAUGGCAACACCGCCUCUGUGAUCUGCUCAGGAAACCACACCCAGGUGCUGCCCCAGUGCAAUGACUCCGUGUCUGAACCAGCAGGGUCUGCAUCCUCAGAGGAGAGCGCCCCCUACUGCUCAGACAGCAGACAGCUCCGCCUGGUGGACGGGGGCGGUCCCUGCGCCGGGAGAGUGGAGAUCCUUGACCAGGGCUCCUGGGGCACCAUCUGUGAUGACGGCUGGGACCUGGACGAUGCCCGCGUGGUGUGCAGGCAUCUGGGCUGUGGAGAAGCCCUCAAUGCCACGGGGUCUGCUCACUUCGGGGCAGGGUCAGGGCCCAUCUGGCUGGACGACCUGAACUGCACAGGAAGUGAGUCUCACGUGUGGAGGUGCCCUUCCCCGGGCUGGGGGCGGCACGACUGCAGACACAAGGAGGACGCGGGGGUCAUCUGCUCAGAGUUCCUGGCCCUCAGGAUGGUGAGCGAGGACCAGCAGUGUGCUGGGUGGCUGGAAGUUUUCUACAACGGGACCUGGGGCAGUGUCUGCCGCAGCCCCAUGGAUGAGGUCACCGUGUCCAUCAUCUGCAGACAGCUUGGCUGUGGGGACAGUGGAAGUCUCUACACUUCUGUUGGUCUCAGGGAAGGUUCUAGACCCCGGUGGGUAGAUGGAAUCCAGUGUCGGAAAACUGACACCUCUCUCUGGCAGUGUCCUUCUGACCCAUGGAAAUACAGUUCAUGCUCUCCAAAGGAGGAAGCCUACAUCUCAUGUGCAGGAAGAAGACCCAAGAGCUGUCCAGCUGCUGCCCCCUGCACAGACAGAGAGAAGCUCCGGCUCAGGGGAGGAGACAGCGAGUGCUCAGGGCGGGUGGAGGUCUGGCACAGCGGCUCCUGGGGCACCGUGUGCGAUGACUCCUGGAGCCUGGCAGAGGCCGAGGUGGUGUGUCAGCAGCUGGGCUGUGGCCCGGCCCUGGAAGCCGUGCGGGCCGCGGGGUUUGGCCCUGGAAACGGGAGCAUCUGGCUGGACGAGGUGCGGUGCGGGGGCCGGGAGUCCUCCCUGUGGGACUGUGCUGCGGAGGCCUGGGGGCAGAGCGACUGCAAGCAUGAGGAGGAUGCUGGUGUGAGGUGCUCUGGUGUAAGGAAAACAGUGCCCCCGACUGCAGCAGGGUCCAGGCCAGUUUCAAGUCCUCUCCCUGGCUUCUUCUCCUUGCCUGGGGUCCUCUGCCUCAUCCUGGGGGCCCUUCUCUUCCUGGUCCUCAUCAUCCUGGUGACUCAGGUGCUCAGAUGGAGAGCAGAGCACAGAGCCUUAUCCAGCUAUGAAGAUGCUCUUGCUGAAGCUGUGUAUGAGGAGCUCGAUUACCUUGUGACUCAGAAGGAGGGUCUUCUGGGCAGCCCAGGCUUCCUGUCAGAUGGUGAGGACAACAAUGACUCCAGAUCCACUCCAGAAGCCCCAGAUCAGAAGACCUAUGCCCUUGGUGAGGAUUAUGAUGAUGCUGAAGAGGUACCAGUACCUGGGGCUCCUCCUGCCUCUCAGGGGAGUGAGGAGGAAGUGCUCCCAAAGAAGGAAGAUGGGAUGACGUCUCAGACAGGCUCUUCUCUAAAUGUCUCUAGAGGAGAAGCUGAUCCUGGGGAAGGAGAAGAGAGCCCCUGGCUGCUCCAGGGGGAGACUGGGGACCCUGGGUACGAUGAUGCUGAACUAAGUGCCCUGGGAACAUCCACAGUGACUUUGACCACGGAAGCAGGAGGUCAAAGGAUCGCGUUGCUCAUAAAAGGAGAUGUAGAAGAUGCAGAAGCUCAUUUGGUGUCUGAGCUUCAGAAAGUGGCAGAUGCAGCCUCCGAUACUGUGAAUCUGAGGCUGAUGAAUGGAGGUCACCACUGUGAGGGGAGAGUGGAAGUGAAACAACAAGGAAAAUGGGGCACGGUGAAUGAUUACAAGUGGAGCUUAGAAGAGGCAGCUGUCGUGUGCAGACAGCUGGGGUGUGGAGAUGCUAUUGAUGCUCCCCAAGGAUCUUAUUUUGGACCAGCAGCUGGCCCCAUUUGGUUUUCUUAUAUUUCCUGCAGAGGGACAGAGUCAGCUCUGAGGCAGUGUAGGUAUCUUAAAGUGAAAGACUAUCGUCCUCAGGGUUAUUCCCAUGACCAUGAUGCUGGAGCAGUCUGCUCAGGAUUUAUGCGUCUGACUGACGGAGAUGGACCCUGCUCAGGGCGAGUAGAAGUUCAUUCUGGAGAAGACUGGACCCCAGUGUCUGAUGGAAACUUUACAUUCCCCACUGCCCAGGUCAUCUGUGCAGAGCUGGGAUGUGGCAAGGUUGUGUCUGUCCUGGGACACGUGCCCUUCAGAGAGUCAGAUGGCCGGGUCUGGGCUGAAGAGUUCAGGUGUAAAGGGGAGGAGCCUGAGCUCUGGUUCUGCCCCAGAGUGCCCUGUCCAGGGGGCACUUGUCAACACAGUGGAGCUGUUCAGGUUGUCUGUUCAGAAGUCCGACUGAUGACAAACAGCUCCUCUCAGUGUGAGGGGCAAGUGGAGAUGAACAUUUCUGGACGAUGGAGAGCACUCUGUGCCUCCCACUGGAGUCUGGCCAAUGCCAAUGUCGUCUGUCGUCAGCUCGGCUGUGGAGUCGCCAUCUCCACUCCCAGAGGACCACACUUUGUGGAAGGAGGUGAUCAGAUCUCAACAGCCCGAUUUCACUGCUCUGGGGUGGAGUCCUUCCUGUGGAGUUGCCCUGUGACUGCCUUGGGUGGUCUUAGCUGUUCCCAUGGCAACACGGCCUCUGUGAUCUGCUCAGGAAACCAGACCCAGGUGCUGCCCCAGUGCAACGACUCCCGCUCGGAAUCAGCAGGCUCUGCAGCCUCAGAGGAGAGCGUCCCCUACUGCUCAGACAGCAGACAGCUCCGCCUGGUGGACGGGGGUGGUCCCUGCGCCGGGAGAGUGGAGAUCCUUGACCAGAGCUCCUGGGGCACCAUCUGUGAUGACGGCUGGGACCUGGACGAUGCCCGCGUGGUGUGCAGGCAGCUGGGCUGUGGAGAAGCCCUCAAUGCCACGGGGUCAGCUCACUUCGGGGCAGGAUCAGGACCCAUCUGGCUGGACGACCUGAACUGCACAGGAAAUGAGUCUCACGUGUGGAGGUGCCCUUCCCGAGGCUGGGGGCAGCACGACUGCAGACACAAGCAGGACGCGGGGGUCAUCUGCUCAGGUCUGCGCUGCACGCUGCCCACAGGAGACAAAUUUCACUCUUAUUACCUAAUGGAUAGCUCUUCAACUGGUUCAGGGAUGAAUGGCCACUAUUUCUGGGAGAGAGGAAAACCCAGAGCACUGAGUGAAGUUCUCACCAGUCCUGAUUCCUCCCUUUUGAUCUUAGAGUUCCUGGCCCUCAGGAUGGUCAGUGAGGACCAGCAGUGUGCUGGGUGGCUGGAAGUUUUCUACAACGGGACCUGGGGCAGUGUCUGCCGAAGCUCCAUGGAAGACAUCACUGUGUCCGUCAUCUGCAGUCAGCUUGGCUGUGGGGACAGUGGAAGUCUCAACUCUUCUGUUGCUCUUAGAGAAGGUUCUAGACCCCAAUGGGUAGCUGGAAUCCGGUGUCGGAACACUGAUACCUCUCUCUGGCAGUGUCCUUCUGACCCUUGGAAUUACAGUUCAUGCUCUCCAAAGGAGGAAGCCUACAUCUCAUGUGCAGGCAGCAGACAGCUCCGCCUGGUGGACGGGGGCGGUCCCUGUGCCGGGAGAGUGGAGAUCCUUGACCAGGGCUCCUGGGGCACCAUCUGUGAUGACGGCUGGGACCUGGACGAUGCUCGCGUGGUGUGCAGGCAACUGGGCUGUGGAGGAGCCCUCGAUGCCUUGCAAUCUGCUCAAUUAGGUCAGGGAUCAGGGCGCAUCUGGCUGGAUGAACUGAACUGCGGAGGAAAGGAGUCCCACGUGUGGAGGUGCCCUUCCCGGGGCUGGGGGCGGCACGACUGUGUGCAUGCAGAGGAUGCUGGGGUUGUCUGCUCAGGAUUUGUGCGUCUGGCUGGAGGAGAAGGACCCUGCUCAGGGCGAGUAGAAGUGCAUUCUGGAGAAGACUGGACCCCAGUGUCUUAUGGAAACUUCACACUUCCCACUGCCCAGGUCAUCUGUGCAGAGCUGGGGUGCGGCAAGGCUGUGUCUGUCCUGGGACACGUGCCCUUCAGAGAGUCAGAUGGCCGGGUCUGGGCUGAAGAGUUCAGGUGUGAGGGGGAGGAGCCUGAGCUCCGGGUCUGCCCCAGAGUGCACUGUCCAGGGGGCACGUGUCACCACAGUGGAGCUGCUCAGGUUGUCUGUUCAGUGUAUGCAGAAGUCCGGCUCAUGACAAACAGCUCCUCUCAGUGUGAGGGGCAGGUGGAGAUGAAUAUUUCUGGACGAUGGAGAGCGCUCUGUGCCUCCCACUGGAGUCUGGCCAAUGCCAAUGUUGUCUGUCGUCAGCUCAGCUGUGGAGUCACCAUCACCACCCCUAGAGGACCACACUUUGUAGAAGGAGGUGAUCAGAUCUCAACAGUCCGAUUUCACUGCUCGGGGGCUGAGUCCUUCUUAGGGACAUGCCCUGUGACUGCCCUGGGUGGUCCUGACUGUUCCCAUGGCAACACAGCCUAUGUGAUCUGCUCAGGAAACCAGAUCCAGGUGCUGCCCCAUUGCAAUGACUCCCUGUCAGAAUCAGCAGGCUCUGCAGCCUCAGAGGAGAGCGCCCCCUACUGCUCAGACAGCAGACAGCUCCGCCUGGUGGACGGGGGAGGUCCCUGCGCCGGGAGAGUGGAGAUCCUUGACCAGGGCUCCUGGGGCACCAUCUGUGAUGACGGCUGGGACCUGGACGAUGCCCGCGUGGUGUGCAGGCAGCUGGGCUGUGGAGACGCCCUCAACGCCACGGGGUCUGCUGACUUCGGGGCAGGAUCAGGGCCCAUCUGGCUGGACGACCUGAACUGCACAGGAAAUGAGUCUCACGUGUGGAGGUGCCCUUCCCGGGGCUGGGGGCGGCACGACUGCAGACACAAGGAGGACGCGGGGGUCAUCUGCUCAGAGUUCCUGGCCCUCAGGAUGGUGAGUGAGGACCAGCAGUGUGCUGGGUGGCUGGAAGUUUUCUACAACGGGACCUGGGGCAGUGUCUGCCGCAACCCCAUGGAGGACAUCACUGUGUCCAUGAUCUGCAGACAGCUUGGCUGUGGGGACAGUGGAACCCUCAACUCUUUUCUUGCUCUUAGAGAAGGUUCUAGACCCCAGUGGGUGGAUGGAAUCCGGUGUCGGAGAACUGACACCUCUCUCUGGCAGUGUCCUUCUGACCCUUGGAAUUACACUUCAUGUUCUCCAGAGGAGGAAGCCUACAUCUCGUGUGCAGACAGCAGACAGCUCCGCCUGGUGGACGGGGGCGGUCCCUGCGCCGGGAGAGUGGAGAUCCUUGACCAGGGCUCGUCUGGCACCAUCUGUGAUGACAGCUGGGACCUGGACGACGCCCGCGUGGUGUGCAGGCAGCUAGGCUGUGGAGAAGCCCUGGAUGCCACUGCCUUUUCUUACUUCGGGGCGGGAUCAGGGCCCAUCUGGCUGGAUGAAGUGAACUGCAGAGGAGAGGAGUCCCAAGUGUGGAGCUGCCCUUCCUGGGGAUGGCGGCAACACAACUGCAAUCAUCAAGAAGAUGCAGGAGUCAUCUGCUCAGGAUUUGUGCGUCUGGCUGGAGGGGAUGGACCCUGCUCAGGGCGAGUAGAAGUGCGUUCUGGAGAAGCCUGGACCCCAGUGUCUGAGGGGAACUUCACACUCCCCACUGCCCAGGUCAUCUGUGCAGAGCUGGAGUGUGGCAAGGCUGUAUCUGUCCUGGGACAUGAGCUCUUCAGAGAGUCAGAUGACCCGGUCUGGGCUGAAGAGUUCAGAUGUGAAGGGGAGGAGCCUAAGCUCUGGUUCUGCCCCAGAGUGCCCUGUCCAGGGGGCACGUGUCAGCACAGUGGAGCUGCUCAGGUUGUCUGUUCAGUGUACACAGAAGUCCGUCUCAUGAAAAAUGGCACCUCUCAGUGUGAGGGGCGGGUGGAGAUGGAUAUUUCUGGACAAUGGAGAGCUCUCUGUGCCUCCCACUGGAGUCUGGCCAAUGCCAAUGUUGUCUGUCGUCAGCUCAGCUGUGGCGUUGCCAUCUCCACCCCAAAUGGAGCAGAAGGAAGUGAUCAACUCUGGAAAGCCCGAUUUCACUGCUCAGGGACUGAGUCCUUCCUGUGGCAAUGCCCUGUGACUGCCCUAGGUGUUCCUGACUGUUCCCAUGGCAACACGGCCUCUGUGAUCUGCUCAGGAAACCACACCCAGGUGCUGCCCCAGUGCAAUGACUCCGUGUCUGAACCAGCAGGGUCUGCAGCCUCAGAGGAGAGCGCCCCCUACUGCUCAGACAGCAGACAGCUCCGCCUGGUGGACGGGGGCGGUCCCUGCGCCGGGAGAGUGGAGAUCCUUGAGCAGGGCUCCUGGGGCACCAUCUGUGAUGACGGCUGGGACAUGGACGAUGCCCAGGUGGUGUGCAGGCAGCUGGGCUGUGGAGACGCGCUCAAUGCCACAGGGUCUGCUCACUUCGGGGCAGGGUCAGGGCCCAUCUGGCUGGAUGACGUGAACUGCACAGGAAAGGAGUCCUACGUGUGGAGGUGCCCUUCCCGAGGCUGGGGGCGGCACUACUGCAGACACAAGGAGGACGCGGGGGUCAUCUGCUCAGAGUUCCUGGCCCUCAGGAUGGUGAGCGAGGACCAGGAGUGUGCUGGGUGGCUGGAAGUUUUCUACAACGGCACCUGGGGCAGUGUCUGCCGCAGCCCCAUGGAUGAUGUCACCGUGUCCAUCAUCUGCAGUCAGCUUGGCUGUGGGGACAGUGGAAGUCUCUACACUUCUGUUGGUCUCAGGGAAGGUUCUAGACCCCGGUGGGUAGAUGGAAUCCAGUGUCGGAAAACUGACACCUCUCUCUGGCAGUGUCCUUCUGAUCCUUGGAAAUACAGUUCAUGCUCUCCAAGGGAGGAAGCCUACAUUUCAUGUGCAGGAAGAAGACCCAAGAGCUGUCCAGCUGCUGCCCCCUGCACAGACAGAGAGAAGCUCCGGCUCAGGGGAGGAGACAGCGAGUGCUCAGGGCGGGUGGAGGUCUGGCACAGCGGCUCCUGGGGCACCGUGUGCGAUGACUCCUGGAGCCUGGCAGAGGCCGAGGUGGUGUGUCAGCAGCUGGGCUGUGGCCCGGCCCUGGAAGCCGUGCGGGCCGUGGCGUUUGGCCCUGGAAACGGGAGCAUCUGGCUGGACGAGGUGCGGUGCGGGGGCCGGGAGUCCUCCCUGUGGGACUGUGCUGCGGAGCCCUGGGGGCAGAGCGACUGCAAGCACGAGGAGGAUGCUGGUGUGAGGUGCUCUGGUGUAAGGAAAACAGUACCCCCGACUGCAGCAGGGUCCAGACCAGUUUCAAGUCCUCUCCCUGGCUUCUUCUCCCUGGCUGGGGUCCUCUGCCUCAUCCUGGGGGCCCUUCUCUUCCUGGUCCUCAUCAUCCUGGUGACUCAGGUGCUCAGAUGGAGAGCAGAGCGCAGAGCCUUAUCCAGCUAUGAAGAUGCUCUUGCUGAAGCUGUGUAUGAGGAGCUCGAUUACCUUGUGACUCAGAAGGAGGGUCUUCUGGGCAGCCCAGGCUUCCUGUCAGAUGGUGAGGACAACAAUGACUCCAGAUCCGCUCCAGAAGCCCCAGAUCAGAAGACCUAUGCCCUUGGUGAGGAUUAUGAUGAUGCUGAAGAGGUACCGGUACCUGGGGCUCCUCCUGCCUCUCAGGGGAGUGAGGAGGAAGUGCUCCCAAAGAAGGAAGAUGGGAUGACAUCUCAGACAGGCUCUUCUCUAAGUGUCUCUAGAGGAGAAGCUGAUCCUGGGGAAGGAGAAGAGAGCCCCUGGCUGCUCCAGGGGGAGACUGGGGACCCUGGGUACGAUGAUGCUGAAAUAAGUGCCCUGGGAACAUCCACAGUGACUUUUCCAUGAUGUUGUAUUAAAUAUAAGAUUAUGCCACAGAUAUUCUAACUGCCUGUAUCUCAAUAGAAUAGUGCUGAUCUGUG